AUGACGGACUCCGAAGAGAUCGAGGAGCGGGUGCUGGCGCUCAUAGACCUGCUCAAGAAGAAGGCCGGGAGGUUUGUGCUCGCAUAUGCCGCAAGCUACGAAAGCCACGAAAGCCGGAAGGAUGACAAGAAGAUCAAGGAGUGCGGUGAGGAGAUUGUCGAUGCAGCGAGUGACAACGAACCGUACUUCGAACCUGAACAGGUUGUUCAGAUGCCGCCCGUCAACGAACUUGGUGUCUGGCUUCUGUGGAUUGUUCAAGUGCUUCUGUGUGCGGCUGAGGAUGUCAACCUGGCUGGAGAUGACGAAGUACUGGACAUCACAGCAAGAGCGAUCCGAUAUGCAAAAGUGGAAGACGGAUCCGAGCAUCCGGGAAUGACCGAGGUGCUGAAGAAGCUCAAGAAGUCCUUAGAUUGUCCAGGCAGCAAGCAUCUGGAGAUCAUGUUCUUCGUGAGGGCCCAACCUGUGAAGUGGACUGGCGAUCUGCAGAUGUACCCGGUGCUGACAGAGCUUCUGUUGCACGACAAGGCGCAGGUACUUCAUGACGGGCUGGAGCUGCUCACGGGCAUGGCUUUCGUGCAGCUCACUGAGCUGCCCGACGAGGAGGCUGCUGCUGCCUUAAAGAUGUCCUUGGAGCUCGCAAGGCACGUGAAGGAGCUGGCAAAGGGGCAUAAGCCGGGGGACAUGGAUCUCUCAAAGCGUUUGGCCCAGAAGCUCACCUACUUAAACUCGCUGUUCCAAGCCGCGUACAUCUUCUGCUCCAUGCUGAUGAUGAACACGGGCUUCCCAAAGGCUUCCGCAGCGAUUGCUGUUCCGUCCCUGGUCUUGGAGCUUAAGGACGUACUUGCAGAGCUGAAGCCGAAGCCAAAGGAACAGGAUCUCAAAGGCCAACUGACGUCAGCAAUCGACGCCUGCCAGAACCUCAUUGGGAGCAUGCCUAAGCCGGCAGCUGGGACAUCAGCGGACCCAGCUGCCGAUGCCAAGUCCUACAUCAAAGGUUUAAAUUCAGCCAGCGACUCCAAAACGCUUGAUGGCACCUUGAAGAUGAUGAUGACCAGUACUGAGGCUAAGUUUCUGGAUGUCGUGCUGGCCAAGGACAGUCUGCAAUCCCUUGUGGCCGCCCUCAAGAAAGUGAAGAAGACAGAGAUGGAUACCGUGCAUUUGACCCUCAUUGCUUUCCUCAAGUUUCUCAGCCAAGCGUACUGGGCGAAGUUCGUGGUGGAAAAUCGUCCUGCUGCUUUGGAUCCUGUUGCAGAUGACAUGGUGCAGCAAUACAUGUCCGCCCCCAUUGGCUUUGCGACCCCGAAAACCUUCCUUGACGUUGCCACUGAGAAGUCGCCGGCCAUCUCACGGAAAGUCUGGGCCAAGGUCGACGUCUGGGCGAAGAUGGUGAAGGACUCCAAGGGCGGCCCCAUGUACGAGGCGAACAUCUACCAGAUGGCCAGUGCACUUGAAGUCUUGCCGCGAGUGCUGGAAGGGGCCGAGCUGGAGGCCCUCGCAGUGAAGGACUUGAAAGAAGGUGAUGGGUCAGCACGAGACAUGGCAAUAAGCUUGAUCGACGCCUAUGAGGGCCGCUCACUGGAAGGAGCUUACGCGCAGAUUGCAGACAUGAACUCCCGAUUCAAGGAGGCCUGCGGAGACAUGGAGAGCCUCAAGAAGUACGUCGAUGACAACGUUUCAGAGCUGAAGGCCAGGUCUUCAGGGUCCUUCAAACGGCUCGUUGUGAAUCGAGUUCUGCCUGUCUGUAAGGAUUUCAUCAGCACCGUCGCAAAGAAGCUUCCCAUGCCGGUGAGGUUCUCGUCUGAGCCGAGGCGCUCUUGCGGAUCUUGUUAA
Molecule: messenger RNA, 1830 nt
Organism: Symbiodinium natans
Lineage: Eukaryota; Dinophyceae; Suessiales; Symbiodiniaceae
Source: the annotation of a GenBank genome assembly